GGUUGAGGCGGGAGUGCGCGCGUGCGCACCCUAACCGGUGAGAGCAGAGAGCCGGGCGUCAGCGGCGAGCCCCGGGGCUUGGGCUGGUCAUUGGCGGCGAGGAUGCUGAGGCCGCGAGGAUGGAAACCCUGAAAGUGAAGGACCGGAUCCUGGAGAACAUCUCGCUGUCGGUGAAGCAGAUUCAGGGUUACUUUGCUGCCUGUGAGGAGGAGACACCGGCAAUUCGAAACCAUGACAGGGUGCUGCAGAGGCUGUGUGAACAUCUGGACCAUGCACUACUUUAUGGUUUGCAGGACAUUUCCUCUGGGUACUGGGUAUUGGUCGUCCAUUUUACGCGGAGUGAAGCGGUGAAGCAGAUUGACGUGCUGCAGCAUGUAGCUACGAACCUUGGUCGCAGUCGGGCCUGGCUGUACCUUGCAUUAAACGAGAAUUCUCUGGAAAGCUACCUGAGAUUAUUCUGGGAAAAUCAAAACCUGCUUCAUAAGUACUACUUCAAGAAUGCCCUAGUCUGCAGUCAUGAUCACCUGACUCUCUUCCUCACACUAGUGUCUGGCCUGGAAUUCAUUCGAUUUGAGUUGGAGUUGGACGUUCCCUACCUGGACCUGGCUCCAUAUAUGCCAGAAUAUUAUAAACCGCUGCACUUGCUGGACUUUGAAGAGCGCCUGCCCAAUUCUGUGCAUGGUUCUGACAGCCUGUCACUCAAUUCAUUCAACUCUGUCACCUCCACUAAUCUAGAAUGGGACGAUAGUGCCAUCGCACCCUCCAGUGAGGUGCAUUGGAGGGACAGCAAUGUGAUACGACCACUUAUAGAUUAUGAUUUUGGAGAUGUCUUUCCAGCAGCACAGUCCAUACCCAGCACAGACUGGGAAGAGGGUGAAUUGACGGACACGGUCAGCAGCUGUCCCCGAUCUGGAACUUCAGAGAGUCUGCCAUCAAACAACAAAACUAGGAGUCCAACCCUGCGCUACAACCCUUUCAAUAAUGAGACCGAGGGAUCUAUCCUUACAACAAGUGACACUGUGGUGCCAUGUUCUGAGCCCCAGAGAGAAGAGAGCACACCAGAUCUCCAGGAGAAUAGUGCAGACCUUGAAGUAAUUAGAUUAGCAAAGAAGAGGAGAACACCCAAAAAGAAGAGAACAAAAUCCGAGGAACAAAUUCUAGAUUCUAAAACUACAGAGGUACAACUAUCGACAGGAGAAAGUGCAAAGUCCAAACAGAGCAGUGAUGCUGAACCAGAAGAACAGAAUGAAGAAAUGGGUUUACAGAAACUCCAAGGGAUUGACACUGGUGAAGAGAAUUGCAACUCCCAGGGCAAGAUGUCACUAGUGACACAUAGAGAGUCUGAUGUGGAUGCUCCUCAGCCAGGUCUGUUAAUACCACAGAUGAAGGACACUUCUAUGAACAGUGUUGGGCAUCCCUUGAGCAAGGUGAUGAAGCAGCUCAAUGGGACGUUGGAUGCAAAAACCUGGAUGUCAGAUAGUGAUCACCUACCUGAGCAGCCCUUUCGGACUUCUGUCCCGGGGGGAGCCCCGGAUGAACCUCCGUUUAGCCAAUAUAGUGAGCAGAUGCCACCUCCCGUGGAUUUCUACAAGUUUACCGUCGAAAGUCCAAGUGCUCCUGGAGCAGGUAGCUGCCACUAUGACACUACAGGGGAAAGCCAAUCAGCGCAUGUUUUUAGUGGCCAUGAAACUGCUGGCGCAGAAAUGUGCCAAGGAGAGAAAAUCCCUCCUGUAGACGAGUCAGACAGCCACAGGACAGAAUAUGCAGAGGCUCUUCCAGAACAGGAUAAACAGGCUGAUGUUGAAACCGGCCAAAUAUCAGAGGCCAGCGUGGAACAAUUGCAAAUUCAGACCGUGAGCUCUGAGAGUACAGAGGAGGAAGAGAAAGCUCAAAGCAGUCCCUCUGAAUUAACCCACCCUGCUGACUUCAGGGUUGACAAUAAUUUGCUGCUUUUGCUGAUGAUUCACGUUUUCAAGGAGAAUGAAGAACAACUUUAUAAGAUGAUGCAAAUGUGGACAGGUCACAUGGAAGGGAAUUUACAGUUGCUAUAUGUGUUGUUGACUGACUGUUACAUCUACUUGUUGAGAAAAGGAGCUGCAGACAAGCCCUAUGCAUUGGAAGAAGCUGUGUCUUACAAUGAGCUUGAUUACAUUUCGGUGGGGCUUGGUCAGCAGACCAUUCAGCUUGUUUGCACCAACCGGCGGAGGCAGUUCCUGCUUGACACAGCAGAUGAAUCUCUUACAGAGUUUUUCCUUGCUGCCUUGAGAUCUGCCAUGAUUAAGGGCUGCAGAGAGCCUCCAUAUCCCAGCAUCCUUACUGAUGCAACUAUGCAGAAACUGGCACUGACUAAGUUUGUGGCCCAGGAGUCAAGCUGUGAGGGGUCAGAAGUGACUAUCCAUCUCUACAGUUUGAUUCAUUGGGAGGAUCCCAUGGAUGUAACUGCAGGGCCCCAGAGGAAUGUCUACAUGGCACAUGGAAAUACUGUUACAAAAGAAGGAAUUCUGCAUUACAAGGCUGGCACCAGUUAUUUGGGCUCACCAAUCUGGAAGCCCUCAUAUGUAGUGCUUAGCAACGGAAUCCUCUACCAGUAUCCUGACAGGAUAGAUGUAACGCCACUUAUGUCAGUAAACUUGGCUGGAGAACAAUGUGGAGGCUGUCGCAGGUCCAGCACAACUGAGCGACCGCACACAUUCCAGGUGAUUCUAACUGCGCGCCUGGCUUUGGAACUCAGUGCUGAGAAUGAAGAAGAGAUGGCUGACUGGAUGCAGCACCUUUGUCAGGCAGUGUCAAAAGGGAUCAUUCCCCAGGGCAUUUCACCCUCUCCAUGCAUCCCAUGCUGCCUCGUUGUGACUGACAGGAUGCUGUUUACUUGCCACGAGGACUCUCAGACCAGCUUCUUCCGAUUAUUGGGCAGCGCUGAGCUAACGAGUGUCAACAGCAUCUCCACCAGCCCUGGCAGAGAGUACUGUGUGAUGGAGAUGUCUGAUGAUCAGAAAUCUCCUCCGUGGUUCCUGUAUUUCAGUUGUGCAGAAGAGCUGCAACGUUUUCUUGCUGCAUUGAACAUUGCAUGGAGGAAGAUCUAUCAGGUGGAUCUACCUCAGAAAUCGCUUCAGGAUCCCUCCAUUCAGAAGAAAUGUGAUGAUGCAGUUCUGCUCAUUCGGACCACGUGGCAGCGAAGUGAUAGUCUUUCACGUGGACGUGCUGAACGUGAACCAUGGUGUUGAGCACCUUGGAACACUGGCCGUAUGGUGCAAUAAUGCUGCAGCUGUUACUGACUUCCUGCAUUUCCAAAUGUGUGUGAGCAGUGGUCUUCCUGGAGGUGUGGAGAGGAAUAUGGGAUGUAAAAGGAAGUGGUACCAAUCCAAAUGGACAAGCUGACAAUUCUUUGGAAAUACAUCAAUAAUGUCAUUUAUUAGAAAGGAUGAAGAGGAGGGAACGGAAGAGACAUUGAAUGAAACUCUGCUUAUUGAGCUGGGAAUAGGUGUGCUUUCACACUUACAAUUGUGAAAUGUGUGCAUUCUCAAUGAAUUUGUCUGAUGGCUUCACCAAGAUACAUUCAAUGAACAUCACAUCUCUGAAAGGUUGUUGCCCAACUGCAUGACUGUCUCCUUCAAUAAGAGGUUUUUUUAAUAUAUAAAGAGAUGCUUGAGCAAAAUCAAAUCAUUUCUUCUUUGGAGAAGUUCAAGGACUAGUGUGCAAAGAUCAAGGGAACCUGAGAAACACUUCUCUCUGAAUCACUGCCUUUUGUUGCUGAAACACUCACCUAUGUUUCUAAAAUGGAACAGGUGAUGUUUUAAAUGUCUUUGCAUCCCAGUCUCUGAAUGCCUACCUUGAGCUUCACUUUUAACAACUGUCUGAAGGUUUUAGGGAAUUUUUGUUUUCACCAGUGUCAAUAACUUAAAAGACUGGAUAUCAUCAUGUGAUGUAUAAUCAUAGCUUUGGGCUUUUCCAGAUUUUAGGAUCUAAUUUUUAGAGACAAAAGUGCUUUUAUUAAGUUAUACUGUUUAGGUCUGGCUGCACUCCAGUCACUUUUAAAUGAAGCCUCUUAAGGUUUAAUCUGUAAAUAUGUUUCAGUUGUGUCCCAUGAGGUCAGUGUCCCUAAAGCUCAGUUUCUGACCUCCUUCCUGGUAAAUGGAGAAUCUUGCACAAGAUAUUUUUCAUUAAUGGAGACUCUCUGGACUGUGGUUCCUAUCUUUACAUCUGGUGAAGCAACCACUACAUCCUGUGCUUUAAUUCAAGUGUAAAAGAUGCUGUUUAAAUGCAAAUGCACUACUAGAUUGAACCAAUAAUAGGUAAUAUGACAAAAGCAUUUUAUUUUCAGUGAGGUUGGAUUUUUCCAGCUAUAUAUCAGAAAAAUCAUAUGCAAGAAAUGGCAGGUAGGAAAGAGUUGUUGAUCUGUAGCUCAAGUUAGGUGUUGUAUUUUGAGUCCUGUCAAAAAUUCAAAGCUUUCCCCAUCUAUAUCAUGUAUUUUACUAAAUGAUUCGUUCAUUUAAAGUACAGGUAGACAAUCCUUUAUCCGAAAUCCUUGGGACCAGCUGUCUUUUGGAUUUUGGAAUUUUUUUUGGAUAAAGGAUUAAAUUACAUUUUCAUAGUAAAAUAAAAAAAAUUACCAAACAGCAGACCUGCCUGUGAUUACUACGAGUGCUGAGACAAAAUUGACGCCUGCCCAGUGCUGGACAACACCUCUACAUCACAUCUGAGCGACGUGGGUGUGGAGUUGGGUUAACUGUUUGCAUGCCAAACAACCUUGUUCUGGAGAGAAAAAGCUUCACGAUAAAUGUUCGGAUUUCGGAAUUUCAGAUAAAGGAUUGUCUACCUGUGGUAGUUCGAACCUGGAAACGGUUCCAUUGCUGAGAUUGUAGAUAGGUAAUAGACAAUAGGUGCAGGAGUAGGCCAUUCUGCCCUUCGAGCCUGCACCACCAUUCAAUAUGAUCAUGGCUGAUCAUCCUUAAUCAGUAGUGGAAUAGUGUGCAAAUAACAAAUAUAUGCACCAAUGUUUACAAGAGCUCUUGUAUAACAGUAACAUUUACAGUGGUAUGUUUGAAAGUUUCUCAGGCAAAGGUACCAACUCCUAGGCCAGAAGGCCCAGGUCUAUGCGGACCAAGUAAAUCUCAGUGCUGUUUUCAGUCAGUUAUUAUCUGUAUUGUAUAACGAUAUAAACCUCUCUAUUCUUUUGCUGCCACUAGGCACUGUGAAUAUACUGCAGUGUAGUGUUCAUUACCCCAUCUCAAUCUAGUGGCAGUAUCUCAAUCUAGUUGCAUAACAUUUUGUAGUCUACCUCUAUUUAGACACUAACCCAAGUAUUGCUUGUUCCUGUGAGCUCAGCAGCAAAUGUGCACAUUUUUCCUUUUGCAAUUUUUGAAUUCUGAAGAAAUAUAGUAAUAUGCAGGCUGAGGGGAUAUUGAGAUUUGGGCAAAUAAUGGUUUUUGCAGUUUAAUGGAAACUCAGCUUUUGUUUCCUAGCAUGAUAACUUUAUACUCUUCUGUCUGAGGCUUGCAUUUGCUCUAUAGUUCAGGAUGAUAAUUCACCUCCCUGGUGACAACAGUUGACAAAUGCUAAACUCAGGGUAGCUGAUCAAGCGAUCUAUCGGUGUCUAUGCAAUAAUAACCACCCAGAGCUGACACCCAAAAAAACAGGAUCCUUGAAAUCUUUUAUCACAACAAGAAUCAGAGCCCUUGGAAAUCUGAAUUUCAGCAGACUUCGUGUUCGUAGACUUUGCAAAUUAAAAUAAGCACCUUCAUGAUGGAGAAGAGGGAGAAAACUCUGAAGUCACUAAUUUCUCUCGUCAAACUCUAUCUAAGCUUCCUCUCUCCUAGCGUUAAAUAAUGCAUUAGUGGCAGUUAAGAUGUUUUCGAAAUGCUUAACUCUAUAUAAUUUUGUUCAGAACUGUUCAAACCUGAUCAUUGUAUUGAGAAGUCACCUGAUUAUAUUCUGAUCAACCAAACUCAACUUGUAAUCCUAUUUGUUUUCUGCACUUUAAUAGGCAGAAAGAUUGCACGUUGUAGCUAGGGUACUGGCGAAGCAUUAUGUAAAAAAAAUUUAAAUAAUAGACCUUAUUCCUUGUGAAUGCUUUAUUUACAUGCUUAAAAGCAAAAAAGUCAUACUGACAACAACCAAAAGCCAUAUAGCUACAGCAAAUGAGUGAUUAAAACAAUAAACCCAAUAUAACUAAAUAGUAAAGGAUUUAAAAACCAAGGAUGUAUGACUUUUUUUUUAUCAGAGCCAAGCCACAGUUAGUAUAUUUUCAAAAGCACCAACAUUGGCGUAAUGGAAGGACUGAGUGGUUAAUUAACACUGAAUCAAAAAUGUUUUUGAACCCUACAAGAACAGAAAUGUACACCCUACUUUGGAGAGUCUGAUCUGGUUAAUCAAUCUGUGCAUUUCUUAGAUCAAUGUUUCCCAAACCCCCUUCUGUUGUGAAAGUUGCUGAAAUAGUAGGCCUGUGGAAGUGGAAAGAAAAGCUGUUUACUCCAGAGUUUUUUCAGUCAAAUGCAUCUCCCUUUCCAUUAUGUUUUCCUGGACAGAAUUGAGUAAUUAAGCCAUUCCCACUAUUAAAUGAACUUGGAGGGUGGAAAGGGGUCACACAGCUAUUGAUACUUGGUCAGAGAUUCACAGCAGCUAUUACUGCCUCAGAGUGAGGUUGUGACCCACAGUUUGGGAAGCUUUGACUUGGCAGUUGUGUAAAAAUUAAAUUCUAUUUGCCACCAUGUUUUUAAGCUCUGCAGAUUGCACCUUGUUUUGUAAAACUCCCAUGUUAUACUGCCUCAACUGAGCGAGGAUGAGUUGAAACCAAAAGGUGACCCAUUACAUUGACAAAGGACUGUGUAAAUGUUCAGUCCAUUAACUCCUGUAUUUGAGUAUUUCAUAAACAAUCCAUAACUCUUGUACUUUUCAUUUGUUAAAGUGAAGGGUCACCUAAAAUGAAAUCAGUAUUAAAACUGGAUUUUUAGAGGUGCAGAUUUUUGGGAUUCUGAUAUAGACUUGCUAUAUAAUUUUAGAUGCUUUUAGAUUUUGAUUUAACUAAACUCCCUCAGAUCCUUGACUGAUGUGAAUCUUGACAACCCAAAUGUAGGAAUGUUCUUUUAUUGCAUUCUGCUUGUAAGAUAUUGUUUAAAGUUAAGUGUGAGGUUUCCUCUUUUCCACUCAAUAUCUCAGCAAGUUUAAGCAUAGAGCAGCUGAGUCUUGCAAAUCAGGAGGAUUCUGGGUUCAGUAUUUGAUUCAUGCUUGGAAAACUGAUCUCUGGGAUAGCAAAUGAGGUGCUGGAGUUUGCAGUGAUGUAGAAUUCGCGAGGUUUCUACACUGACUGACUAGCACAAGAAAACAAUGUACAGUAUGUGGAUCUUUGAGUCUUUGGUUGAUAAUGUUACUGAUGUUUACUGGCAUGUUUACAGGCAACAUUUAUUGCUCAUCCUUAAUUGCCCUUUAGAAGGAGUUGGUGUUCUGCUGCCUUGAACUGCUAAUGCAUUUGUAUCUAAAAUACUGCCCUUAGAAUUGUACCUGAUAACAUAUGCCCAAUCCCACAUUGAAUUGUACCUAAAAGAAAGUCUACACUGGCACUUGUAAACCUACCCAAAAAUAAGUCUUGUGCAAGAACCAUAGAACAGUACGCAGCUGAAGCCAUUCUGGUAUCUGUGGAAUUUAACACCUUCAUUUAAGCUUCACUCAUUAGUGGCAUUCUCACUUGGUUCGUCAAACUUUACUCCAGAGCUUAGAACAUUAACUCCUGUGAUUUCCCAGUGCAGUAUGGAGAAAUGCUGCAUUUACAGUUGCUGUCUUUCAGAUGAGAUGUUGACACACUACCCCACAUUCCUGUCCAGAUGGAUGACAUUUUUCAAAGAAAACCAGGAUUGUUUGUGUCUCCUGAGCAAGACUUCUUAACCAAUGCCACGAGAACCAAAUCAACUGAUCAUUUAUCUAUGCUGUGUACAGGUUAGCUGUAGUUUUUGCCUACAUAACAACAAUGACAAUACUUAAGUGGUCCUGAAGGUCUUAGGGACAUCCUAAAUCUAAUGACAUUUAUGUAAGUUCCUUCCCCUGUCUUUUAGCAGGGAGGUGAAUGAUUGAAAGUUAAAAAGGAAAAGGAUACUAUACAAACAGUUACAGUGUGGAGAUUCUAGAUGAACACAUACAAUCGAGUAGGGUGCUAAUAUUCAAGUACACUAAUUUGGUACACCAUGUACUUCAUUUAAAAAAAACUAUUGUAAUUUUAUGCAAGUUAUUAAAGAAAGGAAAAUGCUGAUAAUAUUGGAUUCCGUAUGUACUGGAAUCAUCAAUUUCCAUAGGACUACAGUUAGGUUGGGAUUUUUAGAAGCAAGGUUAAUGUGUGAUUGUUGGAAUCUUGUACAGAGGUGUUGGAUUAAAUGUUCAAAAAGAACUGCGAUUUGUUCUCUCUCCAUAUAUACACAAAUAACCACCCCAUGUGCAAGGGCAUUUAAGAAUAUGUGGUAUAUUUUGUUUUGCAAGAGUUUUCAUCUUGUAAGAUAUUUAUGUGAUGCAGAGUGUCACAGUUCUCCACCUUGAAGUCUUUGUUUUAUGUAGUGUCCAAAAACGGCCCUGAUUGCAAUUUGUAAUGUGUGAAUGAUGAACACCUUACUAACUUGGUCCAUGUUAUUUUGUUACUGAACCCACAAAGUGAAAUGUUCUUAUCUUUUUAAUGAGAUUUGCUUUUGUAUGCACUGUAGGUUUUUUUUUGUUACUCCAAUCUAGAGGUCAAAGUUUACUGGUUCUAGAAGUAGAAAACUCCACAGUAGAUAUUGCACCAAUCUGAGCUAAGUAGAAUUGUUAGAUAACUUAAAUGAUAAUAUGUUACAAUAAGGUUUUUAUUCCCAAUUGUGGAAAAUGAAAGUAUCUAAUCAUUUAAAAUAUUUCCAAGUGCUUUGUAAAAAGUGGGGUUAGUGUCCUUUUAUAGGAAUGAUGUCCUGUUCAAGCAUUUAUGGUUGUGACCUGAUUGUGUUGUUAAUUACUUUGAUUCAUAAGCAUAGAUCAGAGACUAUUUAAUAUGUUGCAGCAUUAAAUCAAGAAAGGCUUCAUAUUUGUGUAAAAACACCUCAUGAUUACUCUUAGCAAGUUGUCUACUAUCUUGAGAUAUUGAACCUUGAAAUUAGACCUUUACACUACCCGCUCAAAUCCUUCAGUGUCUAAGCUAAAGAAGGUAUUCUGUUAAACUUCAGGUGACUGUUAGGUAAUCUGUGUACAGCAAGAAGAAAGCUACUUUAAUUGAAACGUUAGUCAUUGUAUUUAAGCAAAGGGGCUAUUAAACUGUGCCUUGAAUCCAAUCCAUUUUCUAUGUUUACAACUUUUUAAAAUUAGAUUUAAUUCCCUACUGUGUAGAAACUAGGAAAUUAAAUUGCUCUUUAACCAGAAGAUUGAGGAGCUGUAGCUAAUCAAUUUUGCCCCAAGGUCUGAGCCCUCAAAUCCAGUGUAAUCACAGUCAAUACAGAAACAUGACAUUGUCUUGGUGUGAAAAUAUACCAGGGAAACAGCAAGCCUGGAAAGGGCAAAGAAAGGUUGAUUUAAAGACGUUUAAGAUUUUCUUUUCCUUUACAUUGCUCUUUCUUUUAAAAUAAACAGUACUCCUCUAAACACCAGAAAGAUAUCUUGGGCUUAAAACUUUAAACAAACUUAUGAGUCAUUAAUAGUAGUUCUGUGGUGAUAAACUAGUUAAUUUCAAUGAGGAAUUAUUAGAUCAAUUUACCUGACUGCAGAUAUGAAAAUUGGUUCCAUCCCAUCUCAAAAUAAUGAAUAACAAAGUGUGUUUUGCCAGUGAUUAGGUGUUGCAUUGUCCCCAUCACAUGACAAGUAAAGCUAACUUGGUUUAGUUUGCCUACCAUUGGUCUAUAGAUUUUUGCAUCUUUUUUCCUGCCUUUGCUAUAUUACACCUGUAUUAAUAUCAUUGAGUAAUAUGGUGAGAUAAAACAGACUGAAAAAGACUGAUCAUCUAUUAUAUAACUAAUAUUGAAUAGUACAACUUUUGAGGCAUAAGUAAUUCGACAGAUCCUGGAGAAUUUUCACUACUUGUGUAAUAUACUAUAACCUAAAAGUGUGUACAUUAACGUUGAUGCAAUCUUCAGGAGUCCAGUACUUAUGAUACUUAUCAAUGCAUGUUUUGUGUUUAUACAAUGUAAAUGCAGUGUUUAUUGUAUAUAACUUAAUGUAAAUAGA
This is a messenger RNA of Hemiscyllium ocellatum (epaulette shark), 10161 nucleotides long. It is a transcript of the gene plekhm2, whose product is annotated as pleckstrin homology domain containing, family M (with RUN domain) member 2. Gene Ontology annotation, molecular function: kinesin binding. Bases 120 to 3224 code for a protein of 1034 amino acids. Gene Ontology annotation, biological process: positive regulation of membrane tubulation; Golgi organization; lysosome localization. The record is from RefSeq and is a predicted model, not a curated record. Gene Ontology annotation, cellular component: endosome membrane. The transcript is spliced from 21 exons. Lineage: Eukaryota; Metazoa; Chordata; Chondrichthyes; Orectolobiformes; Hemiscylliidae.